AUGGCCCUUAAGAAGAUUCGACUCGAAAAUGGGGACGAAGGUGUGCCGUCAACAGCAAUCCGUGAGAUUGCUCUCCUUAAAGAGCUUCAGCACCCCAAUAUUGUCAGUUUGGAGCAGGUGAUCUUAGAUGGUGGACGACUGUACCUAGUUUUUGAGUACAUGAACCUGGAUCUUAAGCACUACUUGGAGACGGAAUGUAAGGAGAGGCCCCUUGAUCCAGUACUUGUUAAGAGUUUUAUGUAUCAAGUGCUGCAGGCCCUUCUGUUUUGCCAUGCAAGACGCGUCAUUCACCGCGAUCUGAAGCCUCAAAACGUUCUUGUUGAUGUUGGUAGAAAUAUUGUCAAGCUGGCUGAUUUUGGUUUGGCCAGAGCGUUCGGAGUGCCUAUUCAUGCUCUAACUCACGAGGUAAUUACUCUGUGGUACCGGGCCCCGGAGAUCCUGCUGGGGUCGAAGCGGUAUUCUUGUGCCGUGGACAUGUGGUCGAUGGGUUGCAUAUUUGUGGAAGUGGCGACGAACGAGGCCCUUUUCCGUGGUGAUUCGGAAAUUGACCAACUUUUCCGUAUAUUCCGUACGAUGGGUACACCAACAGCGGAAGAAUGGCCAGGCCUAGUGGAUCUAUCAGGAUAUAAAGAUAAGUCGUUUCCGAUUUGGCGUGAAAACCGACUGUGUGAUUUGGAAAGGAUAAAAACUACGUUUGAUUCGGCCGGUCUUGAUUUGCUAUUGGGGAUGCUUAUUUAUGAACCGACGCGACGAAUGUCAUCCCGAGACGCCCUGUUGCACCCAUACUUUGAGGAUCUUGACCGAACUCAGUUGCCUGCUUGUGGUGAGGAGUACGUCGGUCUUCCCAUCGACCAUAUUCCUCGCGAAGUCGCUACUAUAUUUGCCGCUGGCGCGGGCGAGGAGCAAGCGUUGGAGGAAUUGGAGAAUAUCGACCUAGAUCAGAUUCCGAUCGAGCCAUCGACGGUGGCCCUGGGUGCGGCCUCGUUUCCGGUAGCCGUUGCUCACGCAAAGCUGAUUCAACAACAACGAGAAGGCGAACGUCAAGGCACCAGUGAGCCGCUGUCGGAGAAUCAGGUUGUCAACAUGUCCAUCGACUAG
This is a messenger RNA of Mesocestoides corti, 1098 nucleotides long. The record is from the annotation of a GenBank genome assembly. Lineage: Eukaryota; Metazoa; Platyhelminthes; Cestoda; Cyclophyllidea; Mesocestoididae.